Messenger RNA from Lotus japonicus, 1701 nucleotides. RefSeq names its product cation/H(+) antiporter 15-like. Gene Ontology annotation, cellular component: endomembrane system; membrane. Lineage: Eukaryota; Viridiplantae; Streptophyta; Magnoliopsida; Fabales; Fabaceae. The coding region runs from base 1 to 1701 and encodes 566 amino acids. The record is from RefSeq and is a predicted model, not a curated record. Gene Ontology annotation, biological process: proton transmembrane transport; regulation of pH. Gene Ontology annotation, molecular function: antiporter activity. The transcript is spliced from 3 exons.
AUGCGGAUUAUCAAUCGCAAGACGGAGAAUGGCGAGUUGGAUGAUGAGGAAUUGUUGUAUGUGGUGAUGGGGGUUUUGGUUUGUUCAUUAAUUACAGAAGUUCUGGGAACACAUUCCAUUGUCGGGGCUUUUGUGUACGGACUGAUUUUACCUCAUGGGAGGUUCGCUGACCAUCUGAUUUCGAUUUCAGAUGAUUUUGCUGGUGGAUUUUUUGUGCCUCUCUACUUCAAUGGAAGCGGAAUGAGACUUUUGUUCCAAUCCAUGUUCCUCCAAGUGCAUUGGCCUUUUACAGGGUUGAUUGUGCUCUUGUUGUGUACCCUCAAGAUUGUAAGCACUUUGUUUACAACUUUCUUCUUUGGCAUGCGCUUUCAAGAUGGUUUGUCCUUAGGCUUGAUUCUCAAUUCCAAAGGUGCUAUAGGAUUGAUCAUGCUCGCCAUGGCUUGGGACAGACAGAUUUUUAUGAUACCGACCUAUUCUGUGGCUACUUCAGCUGUUAUUCUAAUGACCAUGGUAGUUGCGCCCAUCAUCAACAUCAUCUACAAGCCAAGAAAGAGAUUUGAGCAGAACAAACUAAAGACCAUACAAAAGCUAAGAGUUGAUGCAGAGCUUCGAAUCCUAGCAUGUGUCCACAACAAUCGCCAUGCAACAGGAAUGAUAAGCCUCAUCGAAUCCUUCAAUGCCACGAGACUCUCCCCGAUGCACGUCUUCGCUCUUUUCCUCGUUGAACUUACCGGACGUGGAGCUGCCCUUGUUGCCGCCCACAUGGCGCAACCUAUCAGCCAGGUCGGAGAACAAAACCUGACCAAAUCUCAAGCAGAGUUUGAAAGCGUCAAUCACACCUUCCAAUCAUUAGCUGAGGCCUACGAUGCUGUGAGAGUCCAAACCCUGAACGUGGUGUCAGCCUACGCAACCAUUCACGAAGACAUAUACAAUGCGGCCAAUGAGAAACGUACGAGCUUAAUUCUCCUUCCGUUCCACAAACACUUAACCUCAGAAGCGUCGCUUGAAACCACAAGUGUCGCGUACAAAGACAUAAAUCAAAACGUGAUACAAGGUGCGCCUUGUUCCGUUGGAAUCUUCGUGGAUCGGGACUUCGGGUUGUUGCCCAAAACCGACAUCCGUAUUAUCAUGCUGUUUGUUGGAGGGCCGGACGACCGUGAAGCCUUGGCCGUUGCAUGGAGGAUGGCCGGGCAUCCAGGAAUCCAACUAUCAGUUUUUCGAGUUCUCUUGUUCGAUGAAGCCGCAGAGGUGGAUACUACACAUCACAGUGAAGCGCAGGGAAUACUGAAUGCCGUAAUGGAUAGUGAGAAGCAAAAAGAGUUGGAUGAUGAGUACGUGAGUGCGUUUCGGCUCACUGCAGUGAACAAUGACGACUCUAUCUCGUACUCGGAGGUUGAUGUCCAUAAUGGUGAGGAAAUACCUAUGGUACUAAAUAAGCUCGACAAGCUUGCUUGUGACUUGUACAUAGUGGGACAAGGGAAUUGUAGGAGUUCUCGUGUUUUUUCAAGUUUGUUGGAAUGGUGUGAUUGCAUUGAGCUUGGAGUGGUAGGGGAUAUUUUGGCGUCUAACAAUUUUGGGUCGCGGGCUUCUGUGCUGGUUGUGCAACAAUAUGGAUAUGGAGGAAUGGUUUUGGGAAAGAAUUUAAAACAUGCGACUACUAAUAUUGAUGGCUUUGAGACUCUUGUUGUGAAGGCAGAAUGA